Molecule: messenger RNA, 4385 nt
Organism: Oncorhynchus mykiss (rainbow trout)
Lineage: Eukaryota; Metazoa; Chordata; Actinopteri; Salmoniformes; Salmonidae
Source: RefSeq, a predicted model, not a curated record
AGCCAGCUAGCUAACGACACAAUUAUCAUAACAGAUUGCACUCAGAUUAACGUUUUAUAAUAUAAUAUUUAUACAACUUCACCACGGAAUUUGCUAGCUAUUGGCACGCGCUGAUACUUAACUUACUCUGAAUUGGUAGUAUGACAGCGUUAGCUUGAAUACUAGCUAUUUGGCCAUGCAUGUUUAUUGGUUUUUGCUUGUAGUAUAACUAGCCAAGUUACCGAGACAUCAGUUUAGCUUGCUACUAUCGAAAGGUCAAGUUUGGGGCGUAAACGGAUAUCUACACGGUCCCAUGUGUUAUACGUUUAAUUAAAAGGAAGAUGAACUAGUUAUGAAAGUUAAUUAUUGCUUGUGAAUAAAGCUUGACAGCUGUCUGAUGCAUCAGUUUGCCAGAAUCUAUACUGAACAAAAAUAUAAACGUAACUAUUAACGAUUUCUCUUAGUUACAGUUCAUAUAAGGAAAUCAGUCAAUUUAAAUAAAUACAUUUGGCCCUAUCUAUGGAUUUUACAUGACGAGGCAGGGGUGCAGCCAUGUGUGGGCCUGGGAGGGCAUAGGCUACCCACUUGAGAUCCAGGACCAGCCAAUCAAAAUGUGUUUUUCCCCACAAAAGGGCUUUAUUACAGACAAAAAUACUUCUCAGUUUCAUCAGCUGUCGGGGUGGCUGGUAUCAGACAAUCCCACAGGUGAAGAAGCCGGAUGUGGAGGUCCUGGGCUGGCAUGGUUACACGUGGUCUGUGGUUGUGAGGCCGGUUGGACAUACUGCCAAGUUCUCUAAAAUUACAUUGGAAGCGGCUUAUGGUAGAGAAAUUAACAUACAAUUCCCUGGCAAGAGCUCUAUUGGACAUUCCUGCAGUCCAAAUGCCAAUUUCACGCUCCCUCAAAACUUGCAAUAUCUGUGGCACUGUAUUGGGUGACAAAAAUGCACAUUUUAGAGUGACCUUUUAUUGUCCCCAGUACAAGGUGCACCUGUGUAAUUAUCAUGCUGCAUAAUCAGCUUCUUGAUAUGCCACACCUGUCAGGUGGAUGGAUUAUAUUGACAAAGGAGAAAUGCUCACUAACAGGGAAGUAAACAAAAUUUGAGAUAAACAUUUUUUUGGUGCAUUUAAAACAUUUCUGGGAUCUUUUAUUUCAGCUCAUGAAACAUGGGACCAGGACUUUACAUGUUGCGUUUAUAUUUUUGUUCAGUGUAUAAUGAAACCUGAGUUUCCUUCAUUUAAUACAUAUACUAAAACCCAAAACUAUUUAUCAUGAGGGGAAUUCCAUUUGCUCAUGAUUUUAUUUUUAUAUAUAAUUUUUUCAUGUACCUUGGCAGUCGGAAGGUAGACAAGGUGACAGAUACAGAGGGAGAAAGAGUAUAGGGAGCAAGGUGGAAUUUGGAACCCCGUCACUAGCUUGCAUGUGUGGUCUGGAGUCUGCCGGACUAACUAGACCAGACUCCGGCACCCAUUUGCUCAUGUUUUCCGUCAGUGAAAUGAUCCCCUCUUUCUCUUCCCCAUCUCUCCUAGGCUGAUCGACCCAUUUGAUCAGCUCCUGGUGGAACAUCGUCAUGACCUGACGAAUUGUCCCUUUCCUAUUUAAUCAUGAAUGACAAGCUGGUUUUUCUGGGUCUCCUGUACUUUGUGCAGGGGAUCCCCUAUGGUCUCCAGUCCUUGUUGCUCCCUGUCUACCUCCGUGGGGCGGGCCACUCCCUCACCCACAUCGGCUUGACCAAAAUCCUCUACUUCCCCUGGGUGCUCAAGGUCCUCUGGGCACCUCUGGUGGACCGUGUGGGCACCAAGCGGCGCUGGCUGGUGGCCACGGUCUCUGGCCUGGCGCUUACUUGUCUCUCCAGUGCCGCUCUGGCCCCGGAGGCCCACAUCUGGGGAGUGGUGGGGACUCUGCUGGCCAUGAACGCCCUGGCAUCGAUUCAGGACAUCACAGUGGAUGGGGCUGCUGUGGGACUGCUGAAGGGCCGUAGCGAGCUGGGCCUGGGCAACAUGGCUCAGGUGGUGGGCUACAAGGCCGGCUCGGUGUUCGCCGGGGGCGGGCUCCUGGCUGUGAUUGACGUGGCCGGGUGGGGCCCUAUGUUUAUGCUGUUGGCCUUUGUGUACUUCGGGGUGGCACUGUUUGUGUUGGGGGCCCCCGUGCUGGACAAUGAGCUGUUGAGGGGCCAGGCAGAGGGGAGGAAGGGGGUCCAGUCGGACGCUGUGCAUCCCUGGAGGGUGUGGCGGAAGCUGCUGUCAGUACCUGGGACGCCCUGGACCAUGAUCUACGUUCUCACAUACAAACUGGGUGAGCAGGGUGCGGUGACCAUGUUCCCUCUCUUCCUUUUGGACCAUCACAUGACAGCCCGGGAGCUGGGGUUCUGGAACGGCAUGAUCGCCAUGUGCUUCUCAAUCUGUGGCUCCUCCCUCGGUGGCCUGCUGCUCUCCCAGUUCAGUAUUGGCUCUCUGAUGAGGCGUGUGUUUGUGAUGCGGACUGUCAGUAUGGUGUUCCAGAGCUCCCUCCUGACCGUGCUGGAACCUUCCCCGCUCAUGAAAGGUAUGGCCGUGUUGAGUUUGAGCAUUCAGCACUUCCUGGGAGGCCUCAUCACAACGCUCACUUUCACAACCAUGAUGCACUGCACACAGAGAGCGGAGGAGAGUGUACAGGCCACCCACUACAGUUUCCUGUCCACUCUGGAGGUACUGGGGAAGCUGAUGUUCGGUGCCCUGGCAGGGGGCCUGGUGGACUGGGUGGGUUUCCCCACUGCCUUCCUCUUUUUCCUGGUCCUCUCUGCCGGAACAGCCCUCCACAUCUGGAAGGCCACAGACACAGGGGCCCUCAGGGAACAGCCCAAGUGAUCAGCUUUUUGUUCUAGCCCUUACUAACACAUCAGAUCAAGCUACUCAAAGGGUCGAUAAUCAGUUGACUCGUUGAACAAGCUGUGUGAUUGUAGGGUUGGAACAAAAACCUCCACACCCUAUAGGUUUCCAGGACUAGGGAUGGUGAUCACUGAGAUUGAGGAGGAGGAGGAAGUAGUGUGUUGCAUGAGUGCGAAGCAAAUUCUGUCGUACGUCGGCGUCCUAGAAAAACUCUGUAUCUCAAUUUUUUUAAACAUAAAUUGAAAGUUUCACAGAACAUUCCACUCCAUGUUCUGUGAAAGAUUAAUGAAUCUAGUACUAUUAUAAGUAAUUCAAAAAGCCAUGUGAAUUCCCAUUAAUAUAUGGCAACAACAACAUUGUUUCAGAUUCCUCAAAAGUAAACUUUUUUAUACAAGAUUUUUCCAGGACACUGAUUAGUAGCUAUAUUGAGUUGGGGGAUUGGAUCAGUAGCAUAAGGGAUAGGGAGGACAAUAAAUGGGAAAACUGUUGAGGGUUUGUUGGAGGACAUACAGUACUAUCUGAGCCAUUUUCAUAUUUGCCAAGGCUGCAGUAAAAUGUAGUCCAGCAGUUAUACUUAGUCAUUGAUUAGCCUGCGAUGAAGGUUAUAUAUGUCAUAUCAGUUUCCUUUUUGAACUUGUUCUGUGGUGACGUUUAUGAAUGAAUCCCUACUACCUCUUAUCAACACUGUAAGAUACGCAGAAGAGUCUAGUGAGCAGUAGAAUACAACAUUUGCUAGCUAGUGUGCAAUUUUGAUUAGAAUUUUGAACCAUUACUCUGCUAGCCUAGGUUAGUUGUUAGCGCAAUUAGAGAACCAGGUCAGAUUUUAUUUAUAUAGUUUGGAUUUUCCAUCUGUAGAUGCUCUACAGAUGGUCAUACUAUCAACAAACUAUCUGUUGAUAAGCAACUGCUUGCUAUGGUUAUUGUUAGGUUUAGGGUUAAGGUUAGGGUACGUUCUAAGCUUAGGGUUAUUAUUAAGUUUAGGGUUACAGCUAGGGUUAGUAGAUAGUUAGUUGAAAUGUUACUCAAUGGUCUAUCUCUACAGAUGGACUAUCCAAAUAAAGUAUUACAGAGAACAGCACUGUAGCCUUACAUUUUGUAUGGGGGUUAGUUUUACAAGAUUGGCAAAAAAAAAUAUGAAAAAACAAUAUUUAUAUGUAAUUUUACAUAGAUGCUGGUUGAUUUACUACCUGAUGAUAUUGUUUGUUUGAGUUGUUAAGUAAUGUGUUGAAUACCAUCUGGCUUUUGUUUACCGUAUCACACAUUGUGAUGGCUGAAUUACAAUACAACAGAUAGUCACAGGGAUGACAAUCACAGGGGACAAGUCAAAGGGAUGACAGUUCAGAGGUGGCAUAGUGACACUAGGCCUAGGCAGUUUCAGAUAGAACCAGAGCAGCCAUGUUAUGAACUGUCAUGAUCAGCAAGGUCACUUUGACCAAUACAGCCAAGUCCACGCUAAUGUAAAGCACCUGUUGCAAAGCACACCCCUGCCUCUGACACAUGCUGAGAGAUUGUCAUAAAAUAAAGCUGCUACCCAAAUGUCA